This is a messenger RNA of Caenorhabditis auriculariae, 4895 nucleotides long. NCBI's taxonomy places the organism in Eukaryota, Metazoa, Nematoda, Chromadorea, Rhabditida, Rhabditidae. The record is from the annotation of a GenBank genome assembly.
AUGACGGGGUUCCGGUUGGGUAGCAACAACAAGAAGGAGAAGCUUUCUCCGCAGGGAAAGCCUACCGCUCUUGUCGAUGAGGUUCGUUCACUUCGUCUCAAAGAACCUCGCUGGCUCAAAUUAUUCUGUUAACGAUAAAAAGAAAAGAAGAACAAUUCAUUUGAAAAUGAACUCCUUGUUAGAAAUAGACAACAGAUUAUUCUCGAAAAGAGGCUUGAAAAAAGGAAACUAUUUCUAUGUAGUCGAAUGGCACUAUUUAUUUUCGUGAAAUGUUUCGUAUUUUGAAAUUAUUUUUUGCCCAUCCGUUUUGUUUGUUAAACUAACCAAGCGAAAAUGCCUUUAUUCGUCAAAGAUGAAAUGACCGGGAGGAAAAUGAAGAUGCAGGUGAGCGAGCCGAAGGGCUUCGGCAUCCGCAACUACCUGCAUCAGUUCUAUGUCACGCCCACCACCGAAGACGUCGAGCAAAACGGAACCUGGUUGGUGGAGUUGAGAAGACGUGAGACGGAGAUGAUCAGGUACCUGUUGCCGCCGCCGCCAGCACAACGUCGAGGGCUGUUCGUGUGCCGCGUCUGCACGGUGGUCGGCCUUCUGUUGUUGAUGAGUGGAGCCGUCGCGAUCGUCGUCGGCUACACAUGGCCCCACGAGGAGAUCGAGCAGACCAUCUCCAAGUUCAUCAUCUUCCAGGUUCGUAGCCAUCAGGGAUGAGCGUCAGUCAACUUUUUGAGUGAGAGAGUUCGAAGACAUUCAAGUUGUAAAAACUUGAAUGAUCUCUCGAAAUGAUUCAUCAUUUUCAUUUAUUCCCUCAUCUUUAAGUUUCAGUUUCUUCCGUUUUCUAUUUAGCGAUAGAACUGGUAACUAAAGAAGUUUUGCAAAUUUUAAAAAAUGAUACGAAAAUUGCAGAUAGCUUCUUAAAAUCUGUUUCUCAAGUACUUCUACAGGGUGGCUCAAAAUUACCCGCACAAGCUAUAAGUGCUAUAUAAAAAAAACUAAAAGUCAGAAAACCAUGGGAAUCAACAAAAAGUUUAUUCAUGAUCAUAACAACAAUUAUAAGCUAAUCCUGUUCCAUUUGACUUCCUCUCUUUGCGAUGACAGCACGAAGACGCCGAGGGUACGCGACGAUGGUUGCACGCAGGUAAUCUGGCGACAAAGUGUCUCAUUCCUAGACCAGGGUCUUCUUCAGGGCCUCGAUACUCGAGUGGGGUUUGACGUUGACCUUGUUUUGCAAAACCCCAGAAGGAGUAGUCCAAAGGUUUGAGGUCUGGUGAAAACGGUGGCCGUUAGUCCUUCGGGAUGAACGCAGGCAAAUGGGUCUCGGACCACUGUUGCGACAACUUGGCUGCGUGUGCUGGAGCACCGUCUUCUUGGAGCAUCCAGUGACGUCUAUUGAAGUCCUUCUGAGUCCAGGGAAGAAGUGUCUUCUCCAAAAUCUCCGAAAUGUAGACUUCCUUGUUGAUUUUUACUUCUUGAUCGACAAAUAGCAAUGGUGUCUUGCGAUCAGCAGACUCUGCUCCGAAAACCAUCACACUAGCGGGGUGAGACAACGGAAGGACCAUUCAUCGAGCGAUGAAUGGUCCUUCCGUUGCCAAAAGCUUCGUCAGACGUCUUAGCAAGUACUCGAUGAUUUUGAGGGUUGAAUUCGGCCUGUACCCUGAUCAGCUUCUCGUCAGAGAACACUGUAACCAAGUGUCCUUCAGCGCACGCGCUGAAGGAGCUUUAUUGAUCUUUCGAGCCGUUUCUUGGUUGUAGCUUCCGAGAGAAUGGCUGCUUUUCUUACAUGGUAACAGAUGAGCUUCAGCUUGUCUUUGAGGAUCCUUUCCAUCAAACUUCGACUAAUUUUCAUAUCUUUCGCCAUCUUUCUGAUGCUCCGGAGUGGAUUUCUUCUGGUUCUCUCUUUCUCAGCUUUGAUCCGAUCUGGAGUGACGACUGUUGCUUUUCUUGCUCUCUCACAUCUAUCCAAGAACUUGCUGAGCUUUUGGAAACGAAAAAUCAAGUCAUAGACGGUUCUACUUGGGACUGCGAGCCGUUUAAUGAUGUCAACCGGAGCGAAUCUUGCUUUGAAAAGGUGCAGAAUCGAAGAGCGAUGUGGAUUUAGUGGUGCCAUUUACCGAAAACAGAACCGAUUGAUCUGAAUUUUGGCAAAAUAGUAAAAAACAUACAAUUAAUCAAAAUUUUAUGUAUUACGAGCAACAGAAUUGCGUUUUCGCCUUGCUGUAUAGCGUCAAACUUUUGUGCGGGUAAUUUUGAGCCACCCUGUAAUUAUAUUUGCAUUUUAACUAAAAUCUUGGGUAGUCUGGACUGUUAAUUGUUGUUUCGAACUUCAAGUACUAAGUUAUUCUUAUUAAAAGUGACCACCGUAUUCUUUCUUUUUCGAACUUAAAUUCUUUGUUGCAAAUGUAAGGUCCUGAAAUUUUUUUGUAAAUUCUUGAAAGUCUGAGAACAUUAUAGCAGCCUUUCUGAAAAUUUUUGGAACUUGUAAUGUUGAGUUGGAAAAAGAGUUUUGGAGAAAGUCCAUAUCAAUCUCAAUUUAUUUAGUCUUCAGAGUAAGAUGUAGAAAAAAUCUCUGCUGAAUCAUGGUAUAAUCGAAGAGUUAGUCUCGGCGCGGGUUACGGUCCACAAUCUUUGUCCAAUAAGUCCCGGAGUGACAGCUAGCGUUGGGGAAUAAUGUGGGCCCGUUGGUAGUACCAGCGAAUAAACUGCUUCACCAUGUUGGAACAGUACAGCGUCCAGCUUGUCCAGGGCCGACGGGCACCAGAAUAUUAUCCCAUGAGUGAGUGGCAAUGAGACCGACUAGACGACGGGAUGAAAUGAGAUAAAAGUCCAUAUCAGUUGUUGAUAAUUUCGCACUUUUUUGAUCUCUGCCUUGUUAUAGGACGAACAAGGAGGACUCUACAUGCCAACGGAUAAACUUAAACUGAUGCUCCAAGACCCGAUGCGCUACUGGAAAACUUCAGGUUUGCCGGAAACCUAAUGCGCGGCUCGUUUAGAUAUCCACAAAAUUACACUCUAACAAACUUCUUUCUAGAGUUUCAAAAGCAUUUUGGAGAGAGGUGAAUCAUUGAUGAGAUGUUGCUGGAGCGCAAUUGUAGGGUUUAAAAUGUCCUGGAUGAUUAUACAUUUUUUCGAAGAGCAAGGCUUCUUUUCGAGUGGGAUUGAAAACCGUGAAGAAGCAAUCUCCCUCGGAAGGUCUUGAAGGCAUAAUUGAAAUGUAUUUUUUUCACACUUUAAUGAACAUUUUCAAGUUUAAAACUGUUUAUCUUACCAAUGUGAGCCGAUAAUUGACCAAUGUGAGCCGAUAAUCGACGAGUGAGCCGAUAAUUGAAAACAGAGUUGUCCUUACUUAUUUCCCUUAACAUCUCAAAAUUCAAAAGCUCCAUAUAACUCAGAUAACAGAAAAUUUUUGCACUCGACUAAACCUCAACCAGAAUUUUUUUUUUUGCUAUCAUCAAGGGAAAAAAGACUUACACCUAUUAUGAUUAAUUCCGUUCCUAGAUUUCUCUACUUUCUUUUUCCUUGUUAGCAGAGUUGAGAGACUCUCCGAACGAAAAGACAAAUUUGUAGGAUUCUGUCUGUUCGCGUCGGGAGCCGUGCUUCUGGCCAUCUCUCUGAUGAUUCCUACCCUGGCCGCCUGCAUCGGAACCCAACGCUUCGCCGCCUUCGCCAGCAACGACAACUCUCCGAAUGAGCCGCCAGUCCGUAUCUUCCCACAUAACACUGGUCCCGCCCCCUCGAGGUUAGAACUUUCUUCUCACUGGUAUUCUAGAUAUUCCAUUUCGCAGCGGACCUGUGCCGGUGAUGGAAGAGAUCGCCAAGGUGCAGCCUGCGGAAGGGAAGAUGGCGUCGCCCUCCAGCCUGCUCGAUCAAGAAGUCCACUGAAGCACGCGUUAAUCCAUACAAGGUUUCUUUAUCACUAUUUUCCUCCCUGACACGUUUCGAGGCAUCAAAAAACCAUGGUCUUUCAGAACAUCAAGGCAGUCUGCACGAGAUAUCCCAACACUGUUACGCUUGCUACUCGGCUACCGCCUGCGGCACGUUGCCGCGGGUGUUUUCGCUUCAGUAACGCCCGAAAAACUAUUCAUAUUAUUAUUAAAAAAUCAAAGCGCAAGAAAAAUGUUGAAGACAUUGAAAAAUUUUGAUGAGACACGAGAAUGAAAAAAGGACAGAGUGGUGAGGGAAACUUUUUACAAGACCUAAAAAAGAAACUGAAGAGAUUUUUCCGUAUGAAGAAAAAUCCAAAUGUUUGGUCUAUCAAUAAGGUUCUACUUUUCGUAACUUCAACCAGGGGAUAUGUUCAUAUUAAGGGAAUUAAAAAAAAAAGAAUGUUAGAAUAUUCAAGUAAGUUAGGUUAAUCAAAUAUAUCAACAAUCUAAAUUUUCCUUUUUCUUCAAAUUGAGAUAUACUCAACUCUAAUUACAGAUACAAAAAAAGAGUUGAGUCAAUAAUUUUUUGUAUUUUGGUUUAAAGUCUUCAUAUCAAGAUUCAUUUUGCUUGAAAAUACGCUUACAAAGUAAGAAAUUAUAAAAAAAAUGUAAUUGACAUGAGAGAAAAAAAAGCACAUGAGAGCACACAUAACAAGAAUAACAUAUGCGACGUUGAUAGAUCAAAUGGAAUUUUCCAGCACUGUUUUGCAGUAAAUCGAAUUGCUAUACAAUCAACAAACAAACAUGAGUAUUGAAAUUUUAAAUACAUGGUGUGACGAUUUCAAAGAUUAGAGUGGAAAAUGAAACUUCUCAUUGGAAAAACAAAAAGGACAAUUCAUCUUAAAUAAUUUAGGGCGGCCGGAUUGAAACAUGAUUCAAUUAAAGGUAGAAUCUCAUCCAUAAAAGGCCAGCGACGAGUUGGUCGACGGGCGGCGCGACGGAUGGGGCUUUCGCGAGGCAGCAACUCGUUGCGCCUAG